GUACAAUCCAUGUGAAAAAUAUAAAUCGUUUGAUUCAUAUAGAAAGUAGAACCGUGCUUGAAUAAUUAUGUGAUAAACAUUAGAAAUACAUUUGUUAUCGAUGGCGUAACCGAUGCAAUGCUUUGAAUAAAGUAAACGUGGUUAGUCUAGAUAUCAUAGGAUUGUUGGUCAAAUUUGACUGAAAGCGCCUAAAAGCACUUGGCGCUUAUUUUGCCCUAUUUAUUGUUAGUGUGCACAUUUUAGUCCAGUUGAAGUUGAAAUAAUUACAGAGCGUACGAUAUGUCUACAGAAAACUUACGACGAUCGUCCCGAAUACAAGCUCGCGUAAAAGAAAAUAAACGAUACAAAAAAUACUCAUCAUCCUCUUCAGACGAUGAUCCUGGAGUAGUAAAUUUAACGAGAGAGGAACUUGAGGAUAUAGAAGAAAAUAUUCGAAAACCAGUUGAAUUAUUUGCAAAUGAUGAUAUAAGUGGACAAGCAUUGUUCAAAUUCCAAACAUCCAGUAAAAGAACUGCUAUGACACAGAAGGCAGAACAGUGUCGUACUCCUGGUAAUGUAACAAAAGGACAGUUAUCUGUAGCUAAAGUUGUUCUUGAAAAAAUUUAUGUACAUGGCAAAGAUUCAUCAAAGACACCUAAGAAAGGUCAAGGGAUUGCAAAAGUUCCUGUUGGAAGAAAACAUGAAUCUGGAUUAACUUCUAGCGAGAGUGAAAGUGUAUCAGAACCUAGUGAUUUUGUACCAUCCGAUGAAACUGAAUACGAAACAAGUGGUUCUGAGAGUGCUGUGUCCAGUAAUGACGAAGCACGUGAAAAUAUAAAAAGGAUUUCCAGACAAAAAUUGAUACUACAAUCUAACUUAAUAAAUACACCGAAGAGAAUAAAUAGAACAAAUAAACCUGCAAUUAUUCAUAAAGAUUUUCAUAUGUGCACUGAUGAAUACUUCGCAACGCAAUCAGAAAAAGUAGUUACGUCCGAUAGGACGCUCGAACACUUACGUAAUUCACGUUUAACAAAAGAAAAAUUGGAACAGUUAUUAACAAAUCAAAACUAUGUUUCUGUACAACAUAAAAGGAAUAUUUACUCAUUAACUAAGAGCUAUGCGAUGUUAUUUCCCAUGUGGUACUUUAUUAUGGAGCAAGGGUAUACUGUGUUACUGUAUGGUUUAGGAUCAAAGAGAUGUUUAAUUAAUGAUUUUCAUAAGAGUAUUUCUUAUCAUCCAUCACUAGUCAUUAACGGAUUCUUUCCUAGUUUAACUAUAAAAGAUAUACUUGAUGGAAUAGUUAGUGAUUUGUUGGAGCUGAGCUGUCCCAGCAAUACAAGUGAAUGCAUCGAUCUCAUUGAAAAAGUUUUAAAGAAAAAUCCAAAAGACAGACUAUAUUUAUUAAUACAUAACAUAGAUGGCAUAAUGUUACGUACAAAUAAAGCACAAGAUUUAUUAUCUUCACUUGCAAGCAUACCAAACUUGUGUAUUUUAGCAUCAGUUGAUCAUAUCAAUAGUCCACUGUUAUGGGAUCAUACGAAACGUUCGAAGUUUAAUUUUUUCUGGUGGGACACAACGACGUAUCUACCUUAUCAAGAAGAAACAUCUCACGAAGGUUCACUUUUGGUACAACAAAGUGGUGCUCUUGCUUUAUCAUCACUUCACAAUGUUUUCCUUUCUUUAACUACAAAUGCGAAAUCAAUCUACAUACUGCUUGCCAAAUAUCAAUUGAGCAAUUACAACGCGAAUUACACUGGUAUGGCAUUUAAAGAUCUUUAUCGUGCUGCGCGUGAAGGAUUUCAUGUAAGUUCUGAUUUAGCUCUGAGAGCACAACUGACUGAGUUUAAAGAUCACAAACUGGUGAAAAUAAAACGCAAUAUCGAUGGUGUUGAACAUCUUAUCAUUCCAUUAAGUAAUGGACUUCUAAAACAAUUUUUAGAAGAGCAUGACACAUGAAA
Molecule: messenger RNA, 1937 nt
Organism: Ceratina calcarata
Lineage: Eukaryota; Metazoa; Arthropoda; Insecta; Hymenoptera; Apidae
Gene: Orc2
Product: origin recognition complex subunit 2
Exons: 10
Coding region: 280-1935 (551 amino acids)
Biological process (GO): DNA replication
Cellular component (GO): nucleus; nuclear origin of replication recognition complex
Molecular function (GO): DNA replication origin binding
Source: RefSeq, a predicted model, not a curated record